Molecule: messenger RNA, 1562 nt
Organism: Monopterus albus (swamp eel)
Lineage: Eukaryota; Metazoa; Chordata; Actinopteri; Synbranchiformes; Synbranchidae
Gene: rbp5
Product: retinol binding protein 1a, cellular
Exons: 4
Coding region: 313-729 (138 amino acids)
Molecular function (GO): lipid binding
Source: RefSeq, a predicted model, not a curated record
UGUGACCGGUCAGCAAGCGGCAGGGAUGCGAAACACCGGCUCCGCCUGCUAAAGAUGAAGGAACCUCCCCCAAACAGCGACACAGCACAAAAAUUCGUUUAGAAACUAAUUCAAACUCCAGCCCGAGUCUUCACCACCAGUUUCCAGUAUACUUACACUGUGGGGCAGCGGGGUUUCAAUCCAGGCUUUGUUCAAAAAGUUGCCACAGUGAAAGUGAUAUCCAACAAGGCGGCGGCUGGUCUGGGGGAUUCCGAAGAAAGGAAAGCAGAGAUAUCAGGUCGUCUGGAACCUUGGAAGGAACAAAAGGACACAAUGUCUAAACCCAAUUACACCGGCACGUUUUAUAUGGUGGAGCAGGAGAAUAUGGACGCGUACCUGGAAGCUUUAGAUAUUAAUUUUGCUCUGAGGAAGAUUGUGUGUCUGUUGAAACCCACCAAAGUGAUCAGCCACAAUCCAGACACAGGGGCCAUGAAAAUCCGCACACUCACCACUUUCAAGAACUUCAACAUGGAUUUCACUAUUGGAGAAGAAUUUACUGAGGACCUGGGGCCGGUGGAUGGACGUACCUGUCAGACUACAGUGAAUUGGGAAGGAGACAAGCUGGUGUGUGUACAGCGAGGCGAAAAAGAGGGACGAGGCUGGACACACUGGCUGGAGGGUGACAAGCUGCAUUUGGAGAUGAGAGUUCAAGGGGUGGUUGCCAAGCAAGUCUUCAAGAAGUCUGACUGAAGUCGUGUGAAAUGAGAAUAACCUCAUUUUAUUCUUAAUAGAAGAUAAAUGUCUAUAGCAUUUUUAUUGUCCUCAGUUUUUUGAUCUAUCACACCAAAACUGAAUAUCUGAAACUACACACAGUUUUAGUAGUUUGUCUGAUGGUGCUGAUUCAGAAGAGAACAGCAGAGCCGAAUGACGUGUGUAGACAUUCCCAACGUAGUUCCUGAUAUUGCACUAUCUACUGUCACAAUGUUAUAAACAAAUCGUAUAUCUGUCGGGCCUCAGUGCUGCUUCUUUAAUACACCAGGUUAUACUGCAAGGUUUACAAUUUCAGAAGCCUGUUUAUGUGUGUGCUAAAAGUCGUAAACACUGAAAUUCUCAAGUCAAAAUUUGCACUACAGUGUAGUUUAAAAAAAAGGCUUAACAAAAUCUAUCAGUUUACAUGUACAAUUCACAAUCUAUAUCACUGGCUGAAUUUGGAACAGUACAAGUUAGAAGUCUUUUAAAUAAUAAUUACAAAGGCAUAGUUUAAAUUAAAGGAUAAUAUUAGAAUUAUAUUGUUUUUCUUACUGUCAAUAAAUCUAAAGCCAACAAUGUUUGUGGUUCUCACACCAAUUGUUCCUAAUUAAAAUAUAGAUCUUUAGUUCUUUUCGAAAGCAGCUUACAGAGAUGCUAAAACUGUUGGCGAGCAAUGAAAUAUUUUCCGCUGUGGAUUAAUACACAUUUCACUAGAUACAGUAUGUACAGCAGCAAAAUGGUGUAUGUGGGACUGACUCUGAAACAACUGCAGUGACCAGGUUUAUUAUAAUGAACAAACAUGUCACACAAUCCGACAGUAACUCACUAAUGAG